Chinchilla lanigera (long-tailed chinchilla) is the source of this 3537-nucleotide messenger RNA. RefSeq names its product zinc finger, C2HC-type containing 1A (gene Zc2hc1a). The record is from RefSeq and is a predicted model, not a curated record. The transcript has 8 exons. The annotation marks the transcript as partial. Lineage: Eukaryota; Metazoa; Chordata; Mammalia; Rodentia; Chinchillidae.
UUAUUUUCUGUUUUAGAAAAUGGAAGUGUCGUCCAAGUUGGAGAAUUGUUGCCUUGCAAGAUUUGUGGAAGAACAUUCUUUCCAGUAGCGCUGAAAAAACAUGGACCCAUUUGUCAGAAAACUGCCACUAAAAAACGAAAGACUUUUGAUUCAAGCAGACAAAGAGCAGAAGGAACUGAUAUUCCAACAGUAAAACCUCUUAAACCUAGGCCAGAACCACCAAAGAAACCAUCUAACUGGAGAAGGAAACAUGAAGAGUUCAUUGCAACCAUCAGAGCAGCUAAAGGCCUGGAUCAGGCGCUUAAGGAGGGCGGCAAGCUUCCCCCUCCUCCUCCACCGUCUUACGACCCUGAUUAUAUUCAGUGUCCAUAUUGCCAGAGGAGAUUCAAUGAAAAUGCAGCUGAUAGACAUAUAAAUUUCUGUAAAGAACAGGCAGCACGUAUUAGUAAUAAAGGCAAAUUUUCUACUGAUACCAAAGGAAAACCAACUACUAGGACACAGUAUAAACCACCUGCACUUAAAAAGUCAAACUCUCCCGGAGCCACCUCGUCAGGAUCUUCACGAUUACCACAGCCGAGCGGCACUAGCAAAGCUGUUGUAGGUGCGUCUUCGGGCAAAGCGCCUUCCGCCAGCAGCGCCCUGGGAAGCAAACUUCAGGCCUUAUCUCCCUCGCACAAGGCGGCGGCAGCGCCGCAGGCAGCAACUAACAUCAAACCUCGAAAUCCCACACCACCCAGUCUGGCAAGAAAUUCUGCGGCAGGUGUAUUUACAGCCAAAAGAAAAACACAUACUGAGAGCUACAUAGCUAGGCCUGACGGAGACUGUGCGUCUUCCCUGAAUGGUGGGAAUAUGAAAGGCAUCGAAGGGAACUCGUCUGGACACCUACCGAAAUUCUGCCAUGAGUGUGGGACGAAAUACCCCGUGGAGUGGGCCAAGUUCUGCUGCGAAUGUGGCAUUCGAAGAAUGAUCCUGUGAGCAGAAUCUUGAAAGAAAGAGAGCCAGGUUCAGGGUUGUAUGCUUGUUGUUCCUUGGAUAGUUAGAGGACUCCCUGUGGUUCUUCCCUGCUGACACUAUUCAGAAUACUGUUCCCAUAAUCUUGGAGCAUAAUUUUUAGGUUGAGUAAUGUGCGUGUAUAUAUAUGUGUAUGUAGUGUAUAUAGUAAAUACCUGAUAAGCCAGGCUGUGCCACUCUAAGAAAUACUCAUCUGUCAAAAUAAUUUCAAGUGGAGUCAUUAACUUAGGUAUUGUUCUUCUGUUAAAACACACUCCGUGUAUCUUCGGAAAUACUCUAGUGCUUAGCCCUUUCAGCUUUGGGGUCAUCCCAAGUCUGAACACAUGUCGUAUUAAACAUUGCUGUUGUUGGUCAGUAGGAUCAGGGAGCGUCAUAGCUGUUACUCUCUGACACUUGGCAUUUUGUAAUCAAAGAGAACGUUUUAGAUUUUGUUAGUUUAUGGGAAGUCUUUUUCCUGUUGAACUUUUCAACAACUAUAUCUUGCUGAAAAGGAGGGGGAACAAACACAAGGUGUCUGUUGCGUCUAAUUUAGUAGGUUAUUAACUAUAUAAUUAAAAGAGCCUUACUUGUUCUGUGAAAAUGUGAUUAUUCGAUUCUCUUCCGAAAAACAAGACUAAAAGUACGAAUGUUAAUUAUUAGAACUGGUUUUUGUGUGUGUAUUAGUUGAGCAUACGCCAUGUUUCACUUAUAUUCCUAAUUUUUGCUUUUCUUCUUCUUUUCUAUAACUUGUCUGAAGAGUAGUUUUAAUUUUUAAUUUACUAUAUCUUGGCAGUAUUUUAAAAUGUAAUUAUUUAAUAUAAGCUAUACAAAAAACUUUCCUUUUCUUCCUGCUGGGACCUCAAGCAUUCUGGUGCUCUGCCAGUGAGCUCCCUUCCCCAUCCCUUUUUAAUUCACUUUAGACAGACUCUUGCUAAGUUGCCCAGGCCGGCCUCCGACCUGCAGUCCUUCGUCCUCACCCUCCCGAGCAGCUGGGAUUAUAGGUGUGCGCUACUUCACCUGGCAGGAUGCACAAAAUUCUCCGUAAAGUCUUACACACUUAGACGUAUUUUAUUUCUGUGUAGCUAGUUUAUAAGAAAUUCAUGCAUUUUAAAACAAACCACCUCACUUCAGUAACUAAUCAUUGUGGUACUCAUUACUGUUGAGCAUGCAAGGAAAAAGUAUGAGUUGAAGUUCUUUAGAACACAUUUAGACGUAGAUAUGAGUAGGCUAAGAGAAUAUCUAACUUUCCCUACUUAUAUUUCAUCCUUUAGUGUUUAAUGUUGAAACUCCAUUUAUCAGUAAAAACCACUAAAAAUGUAUUAGUUCAAUGAAUAGCUUGCUUAUGUAAUUAAACAAAAAUCUAUAAUUUCUCUUUAACUUGACUAAAAUAGAGCUUUUGAUCAUUGUCACUUUCAGUUUAAUAUAAGUAGCUUUCUUUCAUGGGUUAUCCAGCCACGUUCAGUAACUCUUUAGUAAUUAUAUUCAAUCCAACCUGAGUGAGCUUUAUCUUAUUAUAAAGGUAUAAGCUAAUCUUUUUUAUAAUGUUUUUUAGUUUUUUGUUUAUAAUUGUGAUCAACUAUAAGGACCAGUAUAGAAAUUUGUGGCUUAGAAUUUCAUUUAUCUGAAAUUAAGUUUCUGUUUUUAUUUUUAGUUCAGAAAGAUCUUAUAAACUUAGUGGUAAUAGGAAUUGACAUUUUUACUUCCCUUAUAGUUUCUGUUUUGCUACUGGGAAUCGAACUCAGGACCUUGCGCUUGCCAGGCGGGCGCUUGUGCCUCUGAGCUAUAUUCCUGCCCUUCCCUUGUAGUUUCUUUCCUGAUUUUUCCCUAUUUUUUUCCCAGUUCACCUGUUAUGGUAUAAAACAAUUCCAUGAAUUUAAGUUGUACUUAAUUUAGAGAACUAAUGUACCUGUUAGAUUCCGUUUCAGUCACUUCUGUUCUCUAAUUGUUAUAAAUGCAGGACUUAAAAUAGGACUUAAAAUUGUGUUUUUCUAGGAAUGGAAACUGUUUUCUUUCAAGUAUGUUUCUAAGACCACAUCUCUAUUGUGUCUUUUUCUGCUCAAGGAAAGGGUAGAUGUGUGAGUUUAAUAAAUGGGCACGUUUGUUUUUCACUGAAUGUUUCAGUAGUAAGUGAACAUUACUAUGUAUUACGUGGAAGUGAGUUACUAGGCCGCCAUGCGCCCCCAGAGCCCGGAGGUUAUCAUGGGCGGUGAGGAAGUGGGUGGCGCGGGAGCCGCGCAGCGCGUCCGGCGGCUGUGAGCGGAUGUGACGUUACUGCGUCUUGUCGUCUCACAUUGAUUCGUUGUGCAAUAGUGUUUACACAAUCACUCUAUGCAUUGUUAUUUUAUUUUUAUUUAUUUGCACAAGUAUUUCCAGUAUGGGAGAAUGAAAAAUUAUUAUAAGCUUAAGUUAAAAAUGUAAAGGAAAUCACUUAUGUAUUAUUCUGAAAGUUAGCUUGAAAACGAUUAUUGUGACUACCGUUUUCUGUUCAUUAUGUUUUUAUAUCUUCAUUUUGAAGCAAUUCAAUAAAUGCAUAAAGUGCAAAAAGUC